Messenger RNA from Ornithodoros turicata, 1252 nucleotides. RefSeq names its product protein lin-52 homolog (gene lin-52). The transcript is spliced from 3 exons. Gene Ontology annotation, cellular component: DRM complex. NCBI's taxonomy places the organism in Eukaryota, Metazoa, Arthropoda, Arachnida, Ixodida, Argasidae. The record is from RefSeq and is a predicted model, not a curated record. Gene Ontology annotation, biological process: regulation of DNA-templated transcription. Bases 424 to 855 code for a protein of 143 amino acids.
GCGAAGGCGUCGUUCAAUGGAGCAACGUCUAUCUGAAGCACUAUCUCUCCAAGUCAUCAAACUCAUUUCUGCUCUAACAGAAGAUAAUGCACCGUUGUCUCGUGCCCAUCCGACGCCUAGCAGAAACCGGGCAAGCCAGAAAACCGGACGAGACACCGAAAGAUCACCGUCCAGAAAGCAGACGACGCAACAGGCGCUGCGGCAGUGACGUCACGGCGACCACGAAGGGGGAGGAGGCAGGCGCGGGCAUCCUCCUCUCAGCGCCGUCGUCUGUUGUUGUUAUUGUCGGCCGAGGAGCAGCGCGCGUCGGUAGCUCGACACUUUGAGGUUUAACACCGUACGGAAGCAGUGCCGUGUAUAGGUGACUGGACUACGGUGACCCGGAGCGGAGAAGUCGCCUUUUGUUGACGGACGACGUGAGGCAUGGCGUCGGUUGAAGACGACGACGAAGCGCUGCCGAUCCUCCUCCGACUCAGCGAACCUCUACAUCAACAGCAUCCAAGUGAUGCGGACUCUGGAUACGAGGCGUCGCCUGCCUUUUUCACGCGAGCUUUCUUUGAUUUCGAACCUGAGCCUUCAGGGACUGAUAAUGAUGUGGUUGUCAUCGGUCGUCAGUGGGAUGGCACGGCGGUAGAACACGAUGUCCGAGCAGAAGUCGCCACGCAAACCUGGCCAGGGGACGCCUUGGACACGAAUGGAGGUUCGGUACCAGAUGUAGUGCCACUGGCAGAAGUGCAGGUUCAACAGCGAGUCCGGUGGGCUCAAGUGGGUGCCAUCCUGCGGAGGCUUAGCGACGACUUCAGUAAUAUGGUCCACUACGACGACACGCCUCAAGAUUCGAGGAGGCCCGACUGAUUUGCUCAUCUCCCCCACCUUGUGUACAUAGAUCGUGUUUAUCAAAUCCACUGCCACCUUGAAUACAUAUACAUAUUCAUAUGCGGACGCUUAGCAGACGAACAAGUGUGGACAUGGAUUAUCUUGGCUACGGACGGUACUUCGGUUUAUCGUCUGCUUACCCAUGGUUGCCGGAGGGCCAUGUAGCAUGAAGUGAUCUCAUUCUCCUACAGGCAUAGAGCUCAAUGUCUAUGAAGAAGAACGCUAUGGGCCCAAUUACUUUGUGACAUCAUGUUACGAAGCCCUAUUGGCUUGGACGGUGUCACGUGUUUUUGUGCGAUUUUUGGAGCAGACGCCGUUUUUGUUAGGCCCCGUUUUGUGGCGUCCUUUUGUAUUUGUAUUAAACGAUUGAAAUCUA